Messenger RNA from Hansenula ciferrii, 1557 nucleotides. RefSeq names its product adenylate cyclase-binding protein (gene SRV2). Lineage: Eukaryota; Fungi; Ascomycota; Saccharomycetes; Phaffomycetales; Wickerhamomycetaceae. Gene Ontology annotation, molecular function: actin binding; adenylate cyclase binding. The transcript has a single exon. Gene Ontology annotation, biological process: regulation of adenylate cyclase activity; cytoskeleton organization. The coding region runs from base 1 to 1557 and encodes 518 amino acids. Gene Ontology annotation, cellular component: cytoplasm. The record is from RefSeq and is a predicted model, not a curated record.
AUGUCUCACGGUUUCACUAACAUCAUAAGUCUUGAAAAAGCAACUUUUGCAUUGGAAAGUAUUGUUCGUAAACAUGAUGAUCCUUCAUCUGCUACAAUUGAUAAGAAACCAUCGUUAUCUUCCAGAGCUUUAAGUGAUGUUGAUAUUGUUCAAGUUGGUGAUUUAGAAGCAACUAAUUCCCCAUCUAUUAAAGCAUUCAAUGAUUUCUUAGAAUUAUAUAUUGAUCCUUUCGUUUCAUUAUCUGUUGAAACUAAUCCAUUGGUUGGUGAACAAGCUUCAAAUUUUGCUAAAGCUUUCCAAUUCCAAGCUAAAUUAAUCACUGCUGCUUCAAAAUCUUCAAAACCUGAUUUUAGUUUACCUCAAAAUGUUGCAUUAUUAAAACCUUUACAAGAUGAUGUUCAAUUAAUUAAUCAAUUUAAAGAUGAUAAUCGUCAAUCUGAAGUUUUCUCUCAUUUAAAUGCAAUUGCAGAAGGUUCAGGUGUUUUAAGUUGGUUUUUAACCGAGACUCCAGUUUCAUUUAUCCAAGAUAUUAAAGAUUCUUCAACUUUUUGGACAAAUAAAGUUUUGAAACAAUUUAAAGAUUUAAAUCAAAGUCAUGUUGAAUGGGUUAAACAAUUCUUGGGGAUUUUCGAUGGUUUAAAACUUUAUGUUAAACAACAUCAUACUCAAGGUUUAACUUGGAAUAAUAAAGGUGGUGAAUUAUCUAAUAAUUUACAACAAAUUGAUAGUCAAAUUCCAAAUUCUGAAAAAUCACCAGCUCCUGUUGCUCCACCAGCUCCUGUCCCAUCUGCUGGUGGUCCACCUCCACCACCUCCACCACCUCCAGCUGAUGUUUUUUCAAGUGAAUCAACAACAACUCAACAACAAUCCAGUGGUGGUGGAUUAGAUGCAGUUUUUGGUCAAUUAAAUCAAGGUGAAAACAUCACCAAGGGACUAAAAAAAGUUGAUAAAUCUCAAAUGACACAUAAAAAUCCAGAAUUACGUAAAACAAAUUCAAUUUCCAGUACAACAUCAUCAGGUUCCAAAAAAUCACCACCAAUUAAACCUAAAAAACCUCAAAAUCUUUCAUUAAAACCCAAACCAGCUCCAAUUGUGGAAUUACAAGAUUCUAAAUGGAUUAUUAAAAAUGUUGAAGGUGAUCAUGGAAUUGUUAUUAAUGGUGAAUUAGAUCAAUCUGUAUUUAUCGCAGAUUCCAAAGAUUCAACUAUACAAAUUAAAGGUAAAAUUAAUGCAGUUUCAAUUAGUUCAACAACAAAAGUUGGAUUAGUUGUUGAAUCAUUAAUUUCAGGGAUUGAUAUUAUUCAUUCUAAGAAAUUUGGUAUUCAAAUUUUGGAUAAAGUUCCACAAAUUUCAAUUGAUAAAUGUGAUGAAGGACAAAUUUAUCUAAGUAAAAAUUCAUUAGAAACCGAGGUUUAUACAAGUUCUACAACUGCAUUAAAUAUUAAUGUACCAGAUGAUGAAAAUGAUGAUUUUAAAGAAAUUUCUGUUCCAGAACAAUUUAAACAUACUUUUAAUAAUGGUAAAAUUUCAAGUUCAAUUGUGGAACAUGCGGGUUAA